UCCUAGAAAGGAUUGUUCGACCCUGUUAUAAAGAGUUCAGAAUCAGACUAAAUUUUUGAGUUUAACUCUGAGCGUUGAACAAACAACAAGCAUGUCUCUAUCUGGAUCUUUCAAGUUUUACAGCUGUGACAAUCUUAAAGGAGAGUUUCAAGCCUUCUUCAACAAUGCACUCUCUGAAGAUGAUCUUGCUGCCCUGAUGUCUACUGACAACUGUAUCAGCGUAAUUAUGUCUGAAACUGAUAAUGGAUACAGAGCAUGUGUUAAGUUCAGCAAGAAACCAGAACUUGAUUACUCUCUGGAGGAGGAGUUUGGGAAGGAAACUGUUUUACCUGCAGAACUUGGAGGUGGAAAAAGCAUUACUACUAAGACUGGAAAUGUGUUUGUAAGUAAGAUAACUUACCCAGAUGUAGUGUACACCCAUGAGUCAACUUUGUCAAGCUUUGGUAUGUCUAACAAGAUUACAUCUUCCCGAGAUGGAUACAUUUCCACCAGUGUUUGGGAGAGAGUUAAGGUCUCUUUCUGUGGGUUCUUUGUUAUGGAAAGCCAUGUAGAUGCUGACAAGUUUAUGGUUGCUGAUGCUAAGAUUAGCAAAGCUGAGGCAGAAACCAUGAUGUCUUAUGCAGCAUUGAAAGUAACUGAGAAGAACGGAAUGUACGAAAUGAUCGAUUAUCUAGGAAAUGGAAAAGAACAGAAAGUCAGCUUUCAGCUCGGUGUUGAGUUUCAAGAUGAUUACAUGGGAUUCCCUGCCACCCAUCUUUUCACAAGCAACUCCCCUGCAGAGUUGAUCUGUACUAGCAAGGAAAAGAAUGGCAAUAUGUCUGUUUGGAAAGGGUCUGCCACCUCUGAACAAUUUGUCUGGAGUGUGGAGAGCGCUUCCCAUGGAGUAAAGUGUAGUAUUACAUACAAGCGAUGUGGAGAUGUAGAAGGAACCUGGAAGCUUGUGACACAUUCAAAUUAUGACAAUUUCCUGCGUGGUUGCGGUCUUGACGAAUCCAUGGUCCAGGGUCUUGUUGACGAGCGUAGUUCUUUCAGCUUUCAUCAUGUUGGUAAAGGGGUCUAUUUGGAUUCUACAACUUCCAAAGUUUUUCCAAUGGAGCCGAAGCACACCAAGCCCGGGGAGGAGAGUUCAUUUCAAGUGGGAGGAAUGAAUAUGUGUGAGUUGUACAAUUUUACCAGGGAUGGAAUGAUUGGUACGGUUAAAAUUGGAUCCAACAUCAUGACCUACAAGUGGGUGGCAGGGAGGGAACUGGGUCAUGUUGAACAAGAAGUUGUAGGAAAGCCCUUUACUAAAUGUACAAUGAUUUAUGCCAGAGCAUAAAUCCUUCCUGUGUACUGUAUCAGUACAUUAUAUAUAUCCACAUAAAGGGAAUAUGCUUGUAAUCAAUUUAUAAAGCCAUUAAUGUUUACUAAACAAACAAAAAUUUAAUUUGCAUUCAUUUUGAAGAAUUUUUAAUAAUAUGCAUGUAUGUAUAUUUUCACAUACUUAUAUCUAAGUCACUAAAUAAAGAGUUAUCUUUUGGUUU
Molecule: messenger RNA, 1523 nt
Organism: Eurytemora carolleeae
Lineage: Eukaryota; Metazoa; Arthropoda; Copepoda; Calanoida; Temoridae
Exons: 2
Coding region: 92-1318 (408 amino acids)
Source: RefSeq, a predicted model, not a curated record